Messenger RNA from Colius striatus (speckled mousebird), 3630 nucleotides. RefSeq names its product protein phosphatase, Mg2+/Mn2+ dependent 1H (gene PPM1H). The record is from RefSeq and is a predicted model, not a curated record. The transcript has 10 exons. Gene Ontology annotation, biological process: protein dephosphorylation. Gene Ontology annotation, molecular function: protein serine/threonine phosphatase activity. NCBI's taxonomy places the organism in Eukaryota, Metazoa, Chordata, Aves, Coliiformes, Coliidae. The coding region runs from base 62 to 1600 and encodes 512 amino acids.
CGCCUCGCUCCCCGCCCUGCGCGGCGGCCCCGGCGCUGCUGCCGCCGCCGGCGGGGGUACUAUGCUGACGCGGGUGAAGUCCGCCGUGGCCAAUUUCAUGGGCGGCAUCAUGGCUGGCAGCGCGGGCGCCGACCACGGCAGCGGCGCGGACUUGCCCCUUCGCUUCCCCUACGGGAGACCCGAGUUCCUGGGACUGUCCCCGGACGAGGUGGAGUGCUCCGCCGACCACAUCGCACGCCCCAUCCUCAUCCUCAGCAAGGAGACCCGGCGGCUGCCCUGGACCACGGGCUACGCGGAGGUAAUAAAUGCAGGGAAGAGCACGCACAAUGAAGAUCAAGCCAGCUGUGAAGUCCUCUUUGUCAAGAAGAAAGCUGGAGGCACUACUUCUACACCAAACAAGAACUCUUCAACAAAACGGAGGUCAUCACUGCCCAAUGGAGAAGGUCUCCAGCUGAAAGAUAAUUCGGACACAGAUGGGAUCAACCUGUACUACUGGUCGCUAUUCGAUGGACAUGCUGGGUCAGGGGCAGCUGUGGUCGCUUCCAAACUGCUGCAGCACCAUAUCCUGGAGCAACUGCAGGAUAUUGUGGACAUCCUGAGGAACACAGCUCUGCUCCCACCCACCUGCCUCGGAGAGGAGCCUGACAACCCAACCAGCAACAGCAGGACGCUGACACGGGCGGCCUCCCUGCGUGGUGGUGUGGGGGCCCCAGGCUCACCCAGCACUCCCCCAACACGCUUCUUCACGGAGAAGAAAAUCCCACACGAGUGCCUGGUUAUUGGGGCCAUAGAAAGUGCAUUCAAGGAAAUGGAUUUGCAAAUAGAACGAGAGAGGACUGUGUAUAAUAUUUCUGGUGGCUGCACAGCCCUUGUUGUGGUGUGUUUAUUGGGGAAGCUUUACGUGGCAAACGCUGGUGAUAGCAGGGCUAUAAUAAUCCGAAACGGUGAAGUCAUUCCAAUGUCUUCAGAAUUCACUCCAGAGACUGAACGCCAACGACUUCAGUAUCUGGCUUACAUGCAGCCGCACUUGCUGGGAAAUGAGUUCACACAUUUAGAGUUUCCACGGAGGGUGCAGCGCAAGGAAGUUGGAAAGAGGAUGCUCUACCGUGACUUCAACAUGACUGGCUGGGCAUACAAAACCAUUGAGGAAGAUGACUUGAAGUUUCCCCUUAUAUACGGAGAAGGCAAAAAGGCUCGAGUUAUGGCAACAAUUGGAGUGACCCGAGGACUGGGAGACCAUGACCUGAAAGUGCAUGACUCCAACAUAUAUAUCAAACCUUUCCUGUCCUCAUCUCCUGAGGUGAGAGUCUAUGACCUCCUGCAGUACGAGCAUGGACCAGACGAUGUUCUGAUUCUAGCUACUGAUGGACUCUGGGAUGUGCUGUUAAAUGAAGAAGUGGCAGAAGCUGUCACUAACUUUCUACCAAACUGUGACCCUGAUGAUCCCCACAGGUACACGCUGGCGGCGCAGGACCUGGUGAUGCGCGCCAGGGGCGUGCUGAAGGACCGGGGCUGGCGGAUCUCCAACGACAGGCUGGGCUCCGGGGAUGACAUCUCUGUCUACGUCAUCCCUUUGAUACAUGGCAACAAACAGUCAUGAAGGGGGCAUCAAGAGCGGUUAUAGGACGGGGAUCUUUUGGGGAAGGGCCUGAAAGAGACAAUAUGUUUUUCGGUGAUCUGAUCAGGACGCUUCGAACUGAUGUAAUCUAUUUACAAACUAAUGCUGGAGGGGUAUUUUUUUGCCCGAAAGGUAGGGCUCUGCACAUAUACUGUAUAUGAUUAAAGAUAAGUUAAGAUAACAUUUUCCCUAUAGAAAUGGUUGUGGUGCUUAUCAGGAAUGGGAUGUAAAUGCUGCUAGCAUCUUACAGAUUCUAUCGCCCCUCCACUUAGGGAAUUACUUUUUUUUUUUUCCUCAGUUUACGUGUAGCUUGGAAGAGCCAUUUCAGUUGGGAAAGUAGAAGUGGCUCUCAGAAGCCAAGGAGGCUCCUGAAAUCUACUCCUGGAUAUCCAGAAGGUGACUUGGGUCACAUCUCAUUUAAAAGUACCCAUAUAGACGAGACUCAAGAGUUUUCUUGUUUCAAAGAGUUGCAUUCUCAACUUACCUAUGGACGAGUUCAAACUUGUGUAAUCCUUCAGACCCCCAUUUUCUUCUCCUCUCUCUUCUUCAGUAGACUAUACUCCUGUAUUUUAGUAGGAAAAACGAAGUCGUUUUCAAUGUGACAGUGCCUGCUUACUGCAGCUAAAAGAGCCACCUGCAAAGUUGUUCAGGAAAAAUAGGUCACAGUCCUAUAUGGUAAGAUUUUUCUCUGCUGUGAGGAGUUAGUUGUCAAGAUACUCUGUUGUGUGUAUACCAUGAUUAUACAGAGCACGCAAACUCAGCUUCACGUGAUGUUUACCUGGAGGCCAUGGUUUCCUUGGGAUCAGAGAUUUUCAUUCAUUGAGUGGUUCUGCCAGCUUUAUCUUGUUGAAAGGAUCCCUGACCAUACAGCUUUUCCAUCUGUUGGGGUUUGGUAAAUUUACUUGGGCUCCUGAGUGUCUUUUUAGUUGUGUUUACUUGAAGUGGUGAUAUUGUUCUCGCUAUCAAUUUGGAUACCCAGAUAGUGAUCUAUUUCAGAGUCGCUUCGCUUCUUCCUGCCUCGCUUAUUACUCAGUAUACCUUUGCCUGCUUGACUUGCUCGUCAGAAAGUGACAGCUCACCACUUUCUGUCCUCAUGGUGUCGAGGGCUGGAGUCAAGGAUCAAAAGAUCACACGGACAGACACAAGCCCUUGGCUAGUUUCAGCAGCUUUUUUUCUUAGCAGUGCUAAAUCGAUUUAAAUAAAGAAAAUCUGAGUAAAACGUCAUCUGGAGCAAUAGUCUCCAUAGGGAAACGAGUGAGCAAAUCUGCAGCUUAACCUGGCUGCCUGGUCGUCAAGCAGGCAACUAUCUUACUUUGCUGGCAGGAGUUGAAGAAAAAACACAACCAGAAGGUUCUAGCGUGUAGGCAGCUAUUUUGGCUGGGGAGCCAAGUUCAGCCUCAUUUGCCCCCAGACCACAUUCUUUUGGAGCUGCUCAGGUGAGCCAAAAGACAGGGAGCUGAGGCAGUUGUAGGGCGCUGAGCAGGCGGCUCCCGAGCGUUGUGUAAUGCCCAAAGGCACGGGAGGCUGCCGUGCCCUGGGGACACCCGGGCCCAUGGCGCAGCACCCGCGCCUUACGGCCACCCCGCUGCUGCUCUGCUGCCUGGCGCCCAGAACCGCACAGAUUUAAACUACCCGUGCUUGAAAUCUCUAGACCCGGUAAGAGUGUCAGGUCAGAGCAGAGUGUGCAACGCAUGAGUUUAGCCUGAAAACUGUUCCCUGCAUUCCCCAGUGCCUGCAUGUGGUAAAGCUGUGCAGAACACGGAUGUUUUAUAUUCUAGAGCUUCAGCAUAAAACAAUGGCAUAUCUGAUUGUGUGUUGUCAUGCUUUAUCUAUGCUUUCCUCCUUUUUUUUUUCCUUUUACCUCUUUUUCUGUGUGCAGCUGGGUGAAAAGAGAGGUUUAGAGUCUAAAAUAUUUUUCACAUGACCCCUCACAUGUUUUGAAGUUUAAGCAAGAGAUCUCUUGCACUAUUUUUUUCCUCCCCUCAGCCUAAUAAACUUGUAAACAUGCUUUU